This is a messenger RNA of Thamnophis sirtalis, 384 nucleotides long. RefSeq names its product small ribosomal subunit protein eS24. Gene Ontology annotation, biological process: translation. Gene Ontology annotation, cellular component: ribosome. The record is from RefSeq and is a predicted model, not a curated record. Gene Ontology annotation, molecular function: structural constituent of ribosome. Lineage: Eukaryota; Metazoa; Chordata; Lepidosauria; Squamata; Natricidae.
AUGAACGAUAUGGGCACCAUCAGAAUGAGGAAGUUCAUGACAAACCAGCUGCUUCAGCUUAAGCAAAUGGUAAUUGAUAGCCUUCAUCCUGGAAAAGCCACUGUCCCCAAAACAGAAAUUCGUGAGAAGUUGGCAAAAAUGUAUUAGACAACACCAGAUGUCAUUUUUGUCUUCGGCUUCAGAACCCAUUUUGGUGGUGAGAAAACCACCGGCUUUGGCAUGAUCUAUGAUUCUGUAGUCUACGCAAAGAAAAAUGAACCAAAGCAUAGACUUGCCAGCCAUGGCUUGUAUGAAAAGAAAAAGAUGUCCAGGAAGCAGUGGAAAGAGCAUAAAAAUAGGAUGGAGAAGGUCAGAGGAACAGGGAAAGCCAGUUCAGUUCUAUGA